Stomoxys calcitrans (stable fly) is the source of this 1132-nucleotide messenger RNA. It is a transcript of the gene mRpL4, whose product is annotated as large ribosomal subunit protein uL4m. NCBI's taxonomy places the organism in Eukaryota, Metazoa, Arthropoda, Insecta, Diptera, Muscidae. Gene Ontology annotation, molecular function: structural constituent of ribosome. Gene Ontology annotation, biological process: translation. The transcript is spliced from 2 exons. The record is from RefSeq and is a predicted model, not a curated record. The coding region runs from base 72 to 971 and encodes 299 amino acids. Gene Ontology annotation, cellular component: ribosome.
AGACAUAUGGAUCCCUAGUAUUUAUAAUUCACAUGCAGCAUUGAAGUAGAAAUUUGAUUUGAUACUAUAAAAUGUUAAGUUUAUUGAAUAAAGCCAAAUUUAUGCUUGUGCCUACCGCCAGAAGCAUUUCAUCCAGUGUUAUUGCACGAACAUCUAAUGAAGAAAUUGCCGUAGAAGAAAAGCAAACUGCAAAAACACCUCCUCCAAAGGGGCCGGCUAUAUUGUUACCGCAAAAUUAUCAAGAGUUUUCACCUUUAAAUCUUAAAGAUUGUCGACAGGCAUGGAUUGAAAACAUUGAUGCUGUAGAAGAGCGCAAGUUGGGUUUAAUUGAAUUGCAUCCAGAUGUGUUUGCUGUCCAGCCAAGAGUCGAUGUGAUCCAGGAAAACAUUGAAUGGCAACGUAAAUACCGUUAUGUAAGUUUUGCCCAUUCAAAAAGCAGAGCUGAAGUUCGUGGCGGAGGUCGUAAGCCUUGGCCACAAAAAGGUGGUGGGCGUUCACGUCAUGGCUCACUUCGUUCACCACUUUUAAAGGGAGGUGGUGUGGCGCAUGGUCCGCGCUCUCCCACUUCGCAUUUCUAUAUGCUACCCUUUAUGAAGCGAGUCUUAGGCCUAACAUCGACAUUGAGUGUAAAAUUGGCUCAGGAUGAUUUACACAUUAUAAGCGAUGUGGAAAUACCAAGUAAAGAUCCUGAAUUUAUCAAGGAUUUGAUUCAAGAACGCAAUUGGGGACCAUCUGUGUUGAUUGUUGAUAAACAUGACGAAUUUCCCGAAAAUAUUUGCUAUGCCACGGAUUCUUUGGGCUAUGUCAAUUUAAUGCCAUCCUUUAGCUUAAAUUGUUACUCCAUGUUGAAACAUGAUACUUUGGUUUUAACAGUAGAAGCUGCCAAACACUUGGAAGAUCGCCUGCUUUUCCAACUUCAUCGCACCGAUACAUUUGCCAAGGGACAGAAAUUCAAAUUGAAUCAAGUUUAAGGAAAUGUGCUUACAUUUUCAACGGCAAUAAAUUGUUUAAGUUUUUAAAUUAUAAAGAAAAUGUUGAAGAAUCCCAAUAAGUGAAGUUGUGGCAUAUACGCCAUAAAUAAGCUGCAUGGUAAACGACUGUUGUGGAAUAAACAUUAAGGUAAACUUCAAAA